AUGGCAAUUACGAUCUGUAGUCGUGGCGACGCUUAUGAUGAAGCCCAGGGUCACAGCGGUCUCCAAUCGCCUCGACCUAUAUUGUACCUCUCUUUUGUCUCACCCCUUGUCGCGGUGACGACGAACCGGUUGGUGAGUUGCACAUGUCACGCCCGGACUGAGUGUACCAAACCGGCUGAUCUAAUUGUGCCAAUCACACUCGGCGACGAGACGCAAGCGCGUCCCACAACACUAACGGCGUGA
This is a messenger RNA of Protopolystoma xenopodis, 243 nucleotides long. The record is from the annotation of a GenBank genome assembly. Lineage: Eukaryota; Metazoa; Platyhelminthes; Monogenea; Polystomatidea; Polystomatidae.